Moesziomyces aphidis is the source of this 14574-nucleotide messenger RNA. The record is from the annotation of a GenBank genome assembly. NCBI's taxonomy places the organism in Eukaryota, Fungi, Basidiomycota, Ustilaginomycetes, Ustilaginales, Ustilaginaceae.
AUGGUCAGGAGAACGCUGAGCCGCCUACCUGCGCUGCAUCCUUACUCGACUGGUGCAGCGACCGGAGCUCCGGAUGGGGAUAGGACCUUCAAGUUUACGCUCCGAGCAAGCCAGGAUUCGGUCGAAAGGCUUGCGCACCCCGAUGCUGAGCACGAGCUGAUCUCUUUGCUGGCCACCUUUGUAGCGCAGCUGGUCGGCUGCAACGCGGACGAGGUGCUUUUCAAACUAAAUGUUGAUGCUAGGCAAUCGUGCCUGGCGUCCGCAGAUGGUGUUGAGGAGCAAGUUGUGUACGGUGGAGAGAUGCCGCCCCCAGGUAUCGCAAUCAGCUUCACUACUGCGUUUGGCCGAGCCUCGUCCCCAACAUCGUCCGUCAAUGACGACGUGACCAUCGCAGUCGAAUGCAUCCAGGGGGACGGAAAAGGCACUGUCGAGGUGAAUAUUCGCUUCGCUCAAGCCGUGCCUGCUGAAGCGGCUCGGGGUAUCUGUGCUCACUUUUGCCGUCAAGUCCUCAAUUCGGCCAUGCCCGAAUCAGAGAUACCUCUUUCGGUCCUGAACUCGGUUGCAAUCACCAAUGUCACAAGGGACACGAGACUUCACCAAUCGUUUUUGGAGCAAGCACGUCGAUUCCCUGAACGGAUCGCCGUCCAAUUCCUCGAGAAUCUCGAUCAAGACGGUUCGGCCAACUUCAAGACCCUCACGUAUGCUGAAUUACGAGAUGCGGCCUUCGUGCUCGCAAACAAGCUCCGCAAAGCACAAGCAAAGAGCAAGAAGCAGGGUUCUAUGCAAAUUGUCGUGCCAAUGAUUAUGAGCGCCUCGCUCGAGCUGUACGUUUCCUACAUUGCGAUCCUGGUAGCCGGAUUUGCCUUUUGCCCGCUGCCAGCCGACGCACCCCACGUUCGACUUGCGCUGUUGCUUGAGCAGCUCGACACAGCUGUGCUGCUAGGAGACAAGGAUUCAGACCCACCGCAGUGGAUGUCCCCAUCUGUAGAGUGGAUCAAUGUCACCGACACGUUGGCAGAAGUCGAGCAUGGAGACAAGGUUCCCACCUCCCAGGACAUCGGGCUCGACAAGCACGAACAAGAAUGUGCGUACGUGCUCUUCACGAGCGGCACCACGGGUACGCCCAAAGGUGUCCAGAUCUCGCACUACUCUGCAAGCGUAUCGAUCGCAGCGCAUGCAGACCACCUCCACCCAACGCUUCUACAACGUGGUUCUGCGACCUCGUCUUCGACCUUCAAGUGGUUCCAAUUUGCAUCCACCGUGUUCGACCCUUCGGUCAUGGAGAUUUUUGUCACGCUCUCCGUUGGCGGCACGCUAUGUUCCGCUCCUCGUGCUCUCACGCUCUCCGAUCUUGAGACCGUCGUGCGCAUCAGCGGCGCUGACAUCAUGAUGGCGACACCAAGUGUCGCCACCCUGCUGCGCCCGCACCAAGUGCCGAACCUGCGUUUCUUGUGGACAAUGGGCGAAAGCCUGAACGCCACCGUCAUCCGAAACUUUGCCGCCGAUGAUGCACGCACCUGCUUGGCCAACGCGUACGGGCCCACAGAAGCGAGCGUCAACUGCACGCUCCUGCAGCCAUUCCCAGCCGACUACCGCGGAUCCAUCAUUGGAAUGCCCAUGUCGUCCUGCUCGUUGGCCAUUGUCCACGACUAUCGCAAUCCAGGCAGCGCAGCUACGCAGCUCGAGACAGUCCCUCAGGGCGUGACGGGCGAGCUUGUCAUCGGGGGUCCACAUGUCGGCAUGGGCUACCUCAACAUGCCAGCAGCAACCGAAGAUGCCUUUACGACCUUGCCGCCGCUUGGGCGCGUGUAUCGAACCCAGGAUCGAGCCAGGCUGGUUUGGGAUCUUGAUGGACGUCCUCUGAUCGAGAUCUUGGGCCGGAUGAACGCGGAGCAGGUUAAGCUAAGCGGCAGAAGAGUCGAACUUGGCGAAGUGGACUCCGUGCUCCAGUCGAGUGAACUCAUUCGGAACGCGGCCAAUGUCGUUUGGCGACCGCCGACGUCGCACGGCCAAAUCAGUGGAAGCGAGCGACUCGUAUGCUGUAUCGUGCUUGCCGGGGCUUCCAUCAGCGGCAAAGACGCAGAGGCUGACUGCAGAGCCGUUGCGGAGGCGCAGCUUCCUCCUCAUAUGCGUCCUUGGAAGUAUAUCGUACAAUCCAACCUACCUGUCACGAUCUCUGGCAAGUCGGAUCGGAAACGUCUUGCUCAGCUCGUUUCCGAGCUCUUGUCAUCAUCCACCGGCAAUGAUGGCGGCAUCAUCAGCCCUCAGCACCAAGAAGCCAGUCUUACCGACGAUCUGACUUCACAAGCAGUGGUGCAAGCUAUCAAGACAGUAUGCCAGCUUGAGGCGAGCUCCAUCUCGAUGUCCGCCGACCUUUUCGAGCUCGGAAUGGACAGUCUUGCCGCAAUGCGCCUUCUGCAGCUACUCAGACGCGACGAGACCACCGCUUGCGCUGCCGGGGGACUAGAUGUAGCACAAGUCUUGAGAGCUAGAUCCUGCGCGGAUCUCGCUCGCUUGAUCUCGGGUGCCACCAACCCCAAUGAUGCCGACGAUCACGGCAAAUACAAAAGUUCGAUGGCUCAGCGCGAACAAGAUUGGAGCAAAGCACUCGAAUGCUUCAGAGACCGUUGCCAUGGUGCGGUCUUAUCGGCUCUUUCAAGCGAGGAUACGAGAUUACGAGUGCAGAGUACCCUACCGACUACAGCAACGCAGUCCGGCAUGCUCACGAGCUUCCUCACUCGAGCUGAAUCCUCUGACCUCAAGAGACCGUACAUCAAUCACACGGUGUACCACAUGGCAUCGUCAUUGGAUGCUCGCAGGCUCUACGAUGCUCUUCGACAGGCGCUUCAAAGGCACGACAUCUACAGGACCGUGUUUGUGCCGAUCGACGAUCAGCUUUCCCCCUUUGCACAGUGCAUCCUCUCACCUGGUCCCGACUACGGCAACGUCAGCACGUGUUCCUCAGCCACAACUCUGACCGCGUGUUUGGAGGAGCACCUAACAAGGGUUGAAGGCAGCAUCAGUCUCGAUCAGCCCCCUUGGCAUCUCGGUCUUUUGCUUCCCGCAAGGGAUACCGAUGAUGGCGAAUGCUUGGUGGUACUUAGCAUGAUGCACGCCAUCUUUGACGGAGGAAGCCUUGACCUUCUCCAACAGGAGGCUACCGACAUGCUGCACGAAGAUUCCUGCAGCUCAUCUACCACUUCUUGUCGCACUCAGCUCGAGAAUGCGGUGAAGCAUCACUACACGAGCGAUCUGGAAGGAUCUCGUCGUUUCUGGAAGGAAAAGCUGGAUGGUGUCGGCAGGACGCGGUUUCCGUGCGUCAAUGGCCACAAGUCGGCGAUCCAGGCUGGUCUUUCAAAGAGCAGUGAUGUGAUCGAAAUGCUUUCGAGGUCGUCUAUGGACGCCGUCUCCAGACAAGCACGAUGCCAGCGCACGACGGUGCUGGCGCUGUUGCAGACCGCGUGGAACCUCCUUCUCGCAGCCUACGCUGAAGAUGAGGACAUCGAAUACUUGGUCAGCGGUAGUGUUCAGUCCGGACGCCUUGACGAGGAGACACGCUUCUGCAUGGCCCCCACUUUCAACGUAAUCCCCUUCAUCACCGAACUCGGAAACAAACAAGGCGGGUGCAAGGACAAGAGAGUCGCACAGCUGCUUGCGGAAGCGACGGAAGCGAGCACGGCUGCAUUGGACCAUCUCGAGAUUCCGCUCGGUGCACUGGCAACCUCUGGAUUCAUGCCUUUCGAUACCUUGUUUGCAGUACAGCGAUUCGACGGCUCAGAGUCGUGCGAUCAACGACAACAAGCUCCUGUAGCUUCGCCUUGGAAUUCGAUCUCUUAUCCGGUGAUGGCGAACGAUUUCGCUGUCAUGGUGGAAAUAUGGCCGGCUUCCCCAGCAGAGGGAGAGUUGCGACUGCGCCUGACAUAUUCCCAAUCCGUGCUAGAUGGUCCUUCUGCUCAGCUGCUACUGCACCAGUACGACGACAUACUGCAUCGCCUGAUGCAGGAUCCCGACUCUACGUCCGUCGAACAAGUGAUCAAUGGCGAAGGCUUGCGACGAUCUGCCAUCUCCAGCUCUUGCGGUACCGAGAGUACCAAAUACGGUGCCGAGAUGACCUUGCUUCACUCCCAGUUCGAGGGCAAAGCUUUCACAAAUCCCAGUGCCAUAGCUCUCGAAUUCUUCUCAAGCUUGGAUGCUAGCGAUGCCGACUCGGCCACGCUGCAGCGCUGGACGUAUGGCGAGCUGAAUGCGCGAGCGAACCGUCUCGCCCGUCUCUUGUUGUCGAUCACCGGCAAACAGACGCUACGAGAUCAGCCCAUCCCUAUCUGCAUGGAACGAUGUGCAGAGCUAUACGUGGCGGUCCUCGCGAUCCUCAAAGCCGGCGGAGCUUGGUGUCCGAUCGAUGUGCAGUCGCCACGGGCAAGACAGCUGGAACUCAUCGCUAGGACACGGAGCAGCAUCAUCUUGAUCACCCCGGCCACUUCAGCCAGGCUUGGCGUCAUUCAAGCGGAAAGGCAGGCCGAGCUGGUUCAUGUCGAUGUCUGCGACCCUUGUCGAUCGAGCCACUUGUCCUCAGACAAUCUUCACCCCACAGCUACGCCGGACAGCCUUGCCUACCUGAUCUGGACGAGUGGCACCACAGGGGCACCAAAGGGAGUCAUGAUCGAGCACUGUGCUGUUGUGACGAGCAUGCGAGCUCUGCAAUACCACGUACGGCCGCCGCAUCAAGACAAGCCCCCACGUUGCCUUCAAGUCUCGGCAUAUACAUUUGACGUGUUCGUUCAGGAUCUGUUCUGGACAUGGGGGCUUGGCGGAACCGUCGUCACAUCCACGCGUGAACUUAUGCUGGGUUCGACAGCAGAACUCGUCAUGGCAUCGCAGGCGAAUCAUGCACACCUGACACCUGCCUUUGCAGCGGGCCUGCCACGUGCCUCGUGCCCGAGCCUCACCUCGGUGACUUUCAUUGGAGAGAAGCUUACGGAAUCUGUAGCAGCCGACUGGGCCGGAUGUCACGAGCAUGAUGGAAGACAACUGGCACCACCUGAAGUGUACAACACCUACGGACCAGCAGAGGUGACGGUGGUUGCUGCGCUCCGUCGACUGGAUGCUCACGAUAAACUUCAGAGCGCCAACGUGGGUGCGCCGAUGCAAAGUGUGUCUGUCUUCGUCUGCAGAAAUCGAGACCAGCCAUUGCGGCCUUGCGGCAAGGGAACAGUCGGCGAGCUGGUGCUUGCAGGUCCACAGGUGGGUCGCGGCUACCUCGACGAUCAGCAGAAGACCGAGGCUGCGUUCAAGUUCUGCCCAGAAUUGCAGCAGCGCCUCUACUACACAGGUGACUACGUGCGAAUGCUCCACGAUGGCAGCAUCGAGUUCAUCGGCAGACGUGACGAUCUCGUCAAGCUUGGCGGCAUUCGUGUCGAGCUCAGCGAGAUUUCAGCCGCUCUCAUCUCCGUGCAAGAGGGGCGAGCAGGAGGGGUGGCGGAGCGAGCCGAGACAAUGAUGCUGAGCCGUCCUGAUCGUCCUUCGAAGCAAGUGAUCAGCUUCCUGGCUUGCCCUGACCUCGCUGCGGCUGUUGAGUCAAGGAAGGGCGAAGGUGAUGCAAAAAGCCUCCUCUUGACAAGUACAGCGGCGUUGGAGCUGGCGCAGAGCACAUUGCAACACGUUGGCGACGUCCUACCGCCGUACAUGGUGCCAUCGAUGGUGCUCGUACUUUCCCGCAUCCCGCAGACCGCCUCGGCUAAGAUCGACCGGGCUCAGCUCCAGGCCGCUUAUGCCUCUGCUGAUCUUUCCUCGCGAGCCCUGUCGUUCUCCUCCCUGGUCAGCCCGCCGACGUCAACCGAGGAACAGGACGAGGCGUUUGUUUCACUAGAGCGGCGGAUCAUCACUUCAAUCAGUGAGGUCACGGGCACUGCAACACCAGACAUCAGCAAAGCAAGUUCACUGGCAAGCAUUGGGCUUGACUCAAUUCGAGUCAUUCGUCUGGCUGCCAAGCUCAAGCAGGGUGGGAUACCGGUUCAGAUCUCAACGCUGCUAGCCUGCUCUAUGGUGCACACGCUCGUCAAAGAGGUGCGCCGUUCCUCUACACGAAAGGGCGCACAGAUGCGAGAGGAUACACGGUCUCAGCUGCUCUCUGCCGAGAUGAGCGAGUUCGACAUCAGCGUCCGCAAGGUGUUGCCGUCGCGCCUCCAAGAUGGUCUAGAGAUCAUCCUGCCGUGCAGCGGUCUACAGGAAGGCAUGUUGACAGAAACCCUGUCAGAUCCUCUGGCCUACUGGAGCGAUCACCUUGUACGCCUCGAUGCCAAAGUCGAUCUCGGACGCUUUGCACAUGCCUGGGAAAGGACGGUCAACAGCAUCGACAUGCUGCGCACUGUCUUUGCCAUCGUAUCUCAGACAGACGAUCUCGAGGAGCCGGUGCGCUUCGAUGGCGAGAUCGAUGUUUUCGCGCUGCAGCUGCUGUACAGGCACGCAGACACAUCGUGUUUCGACUUCGAUCCUUCGGACGCUCUCUCAUCCGAGGAGGAGAUCCAUUGGGCUGUGUCAGAAUGGAGACGUUCCGUCGCAAUGGAUCGUGUUGGCGUCUCCCUGGCCAAGCGCCCCUUGUGGGCAGUCAAGACUUUUACGAUUGACAAAAUCGCGUAUUCGGCAUUGUGUAUUCACCAUGCCUUGUACGACGGAUCUUCAAUCAAGGCCAUUUGGGAUCGCGUUCACGCCGAGUACGAUGCACUUGGGUCAGGUCAGAGAGACGCUCUCCCGCCUCUCACGUCACUGCCAGCCCAAUGCAAGUACGCGUUCGCAUGCACCGCAGAAGAGCGAAGCGGAAGCUUACACCACUGGGAGACGCAGCUGGGAGCUCGCGGUCCGGCGACGCUGCUCCCCGAUCUUACCAGUGUCAAAGUCUCUUCGGACGAGAAGGUAGCAGCUCAAUUCGUGGCUGCCAGACGUUCGUUCCGGUACAAAACUUCUCGACCUCUCGCCGUAGGUGUUUCCACACUCAUCAAGACGGCAUUAGCGAUGGUGCUGGGUCAGUACGCCGAGACCGAGGAUUCGUGUCACAUCGUCCUCGGAGAGGUCCUAUCUCUGCGACACCUGCAUACUAGUCUUUCGACCGAAAGGGGGGCUGUAGGCCCGCUUCUUACGACGCUCCCUUUCUCGUUGCUGCUCACUGCGGCUUCAAAGCACGAGUCAAUAGUAUCGAUCUGCGAACGCGGAGCCAUCGUUCACCCCUCGAUCAAGCACCGAUUCGCCCCUCUCGGAGCUCUGGCCAGAAUCAUGGGCACACGACAGGAUCAAGAGAUGUUCACUGCCAUGUAUGUCUACCAUCAGUUCCGGCAUCCGGACGGAUCUGUACAGAAGGGGUCACCACAAGAAGAGCAGAGGUGGGCUCUGCUGGAGGAAAGAGAGUCAGAUAUCCGCGUCGAGCACAGCACGGUCCUCAAUGUGCACGAGCAAGGCGAAACGGACGACGAUGGCUUGCUACUGGAACUCUCGAUGAAGGAGGAUAGAGUCUCGAACGAGAUGCUCGGGGUGUUGCUGGAGCAAGUUGUUUCUCUUCUCGACUUGAUGAUCAGCAAUCCCGAAGAGACAGCUCACAGCUUGUUAGUGAAGGUCGGAGAGAGCAGCGGUCGCCUGUCUGCGGUCCAUUCCGUAUCUCGAGGCACCUAUUCAGGGGGCAACGAGGGCACCGUGUACCGAGGUUACGAUCCUCUACAUUGGCUUGCUCAUCAUUCCAAGCAUCAUCCAACGUGGCCUGCGGUCAUCAUCGCCACUGGAAAGUCCGAGACUGGCUCCAUCAACGAGGCAACCUUGUCGGCGUAUACAUACGCCGAGCUGAACGCCAAAUCCGACCAGGUGUCGGUUUUGAUCCGCUCGCUCGAUCUGCCAGCGAAAGGACCCAUCGCACUCUGUAUGCGCCGGUCCCUGAUCUCAUUCGCGGUUACCGUUGCCAUCUUCAAAUGCGGGCGAACCUACCUCCCAAUCGACGAUCAGCUACCAGCCGAACGCAAACGUCUGCUCAUCACCGACAGCAGCUGUGCUUUGGUCGUGACCGAAGGACACUGCCUUGGCGAUGCCCAAGACGAUUGUAAGUGCUUGGUACUGAACACCAGCGACGAAGAUUUCGAACAGCGUCUGGCCGUCGCCCAAGAAAAGGGCACAACGACCAAAGAUACGUCUGCGGGUGAUGCAGCGUACCUGCUCUAUACUUCCGGCUCCACUGGCAAGCCAAAGGGGGUGCUAGUGGGGCGGGCGAACCUCUGCUCCUUUGUCGAGGCCUACGCCGAAGUCGUCUGUGCCGAGUGUCCUUCUUCGCUACGACUGGGAGGUACAGGACGCUAUCUGGGCUUGGCAGGCAGAGCAUUCGAUGUUCAUCUAUCGCAGAUGUUCAUGUCGUGGCGAUUUGGAAUGGCCCUUGCAACGGGUGAAAGGUCGCUUCUUCUCGGCGACCUCAAGGCUACGAUCCAGAGACUGUCCAUCACACACAUGAGCUGUGUGCCCUCGCUGCUGGACCACUGCGACCUCGUUGCGGAAGAGGUGCCCUCGCUCGUCUUCCUCGGCGUUGGCGGUGAGAGGCUGACGGACCGUGUUCGAGACACACUCGCCAGCAAGCUCACUGUGCUCAACGCAUACGGACCUACGGAGACGACCAUCAUGUGUACAGUCAAUCGAGUGCACGCCGACAGCCAUGUGCGCGACAUUGGACACAUUCUUCCCGGAAACACGGCCCUCGUCCUCGACUUCGACGACCGGGAUCAGCCCUCUCCUAUUCUACGCGGUCGAGCGGGAGAGCUGUGCAUCCGCGGUGACCUGGUUGCCCUGGGCUACCAUGCUCUCGCUCCCUCUCAACGCGCCUCGAGCGGGUUUGUGACUCUUCCGGACGGUACUCGAAUGUACCGCACGGGCGAUUCGGUGCGAAUGAUGGCAGACGGGCGCCUACACUACCUUGGCCGACGUGACGAGCAGGAAAAGAUCCGCGGCCAGCGGCUCGAGCUUGGCGAGGUCUCGCAAUGCGUCAUUGCCGGUGCGGACGAAGAAGUUCAUGCUACAACGCUGAUCUUGCAGCAUCAGCGUCUUGCGAAACCGCUCCUCAUCACACUGAUUGCACCCAAGUCCACCUCUUCUGCUACACGGAGGCGCGAUUCGCUGCCAUGCUUCCUUGAUGCAGCCUCCGAGAUGGUCCGGGUAGCUCAACGUGCGCAUCUGUACUGCAAGCAGCAUCUGCCAAGCUACAUGGUGCCUGAUCUGGUGGUGGCAGUAUCGCAUCUCACACAAUUGGCCGCUUCUGGCAAGACGGACACGCGCGGACUCAAGGCAUGGCUCGCAUCCACAGACCCAGCGCAGCUUUUCCAGCUGCAGGAGAAGGCGAAUACGAACGCGAGCUUUAACGAAGGCCUUCAAGUCGAUGCGGAGCGCGAGCUUACUGUCUUGGAAGCUAAGGUUGCGCGUGCUGUUGGUCAGAUCCUUCCACGGUGCCCAAUUAAGCUUCGCCCAGCUACUUCGAUCUUUGAUCUUGGUAUCGACAGUAUCAGCGUCAUUCGACUGGCCAGUCAGCUGCGCAAGUGCGGGCUGAUAGUGCCAAUAGCUCAGCUUCGCAUGCGACCACGGAUCCACCAGAUCGCUUCUAUGGCUUCAGCAUUCCCCAAAGGCAAUGGUGAGACGUCCGAUCUCGACAUCGACCUCUCCGUCGGAAGCGAUGCGCUUGAAGCCUUUGGAGCGCGUCAUCGAGAGCGCCUCCAGGCGACGCGCGCGGAUAUGCUAGAGGAUGUACUGCCUUGUCUGCCCUCGCAGGAAGGCAUGAUUGCGCUUUCUCUGAGCGCUAGCAGCACCAAAACUGUGUAUGUUGCGCGCAUGAGGAUCAGCUUGGACAUUGGACGCUUACCGCAGGAGCGCUGUCCAUCAGAAGAGACGCUCCGACGUGCUUGGCUGCGUCUUGCUCAGCGGCACAGCAUCUUGCGCACGUGCUUUGACCAUGUCGAUGAUGGCACGAUCGCACAAGUAGUGUUGCAGCACGUCGAUAUCGAGCGACAUUUGGUACACCCAAGUCCGGGCGAGCGGGAGCCAGCUACGCCCCUUGCGAUCUUGCGUGACAUCUCUGCUGUUCCUCCGUGGCGGAUCGAGUUCGAAAAGGAUUCAUCCGCAGGAGCAGCGUUUGUCCUGUUCAUGCAUCACGCUCUGUACGACGGUCACUCGCUCGCUCUUCUGCUCGGAGACUUGACCACCCUGUUGCAAGAGGAGGAUGACCAGUGCCUCAAAAGCGAGGGUCCUAGGAUGCAGAACCUGAUCGAGUCCAUCCUGGCCGUCCCUGCUCAACAGGCUCAGAUUUUCUGGUGCAGCGCUUUUGUCGACUACCCUGUCAACGAGCCGAGCGUGUGGGACCGCUUCGAUCGAGUGUCAGCGCCCACAAGUGGCUCGAGCUCGGUUCGCUGCAAAGCCUCGCUGCAGCUGAAGCCUCUCGAAGCUGCCGCGCAAAAGCUGCAAGUUACGCUGUCUUCGCUGUUAGCGGCAGCUCUCGGCAUAGCAUUGAGCCGUUCGCUCGGCACUCCGGCAUUCACGCUAGGCCACGUGCUCUGGGGCCGGUCGCUGGAUCUUGCGUCUGCGGAACAGAUCGUCGCUCCGUGCCUGACGACAGUCCCCAUGCCCUUCUCUCUCUGCGCUGCUCGUGGCGCAGAGGACCUUGCUGACAUUGUUCGAGCAUGCUACGAAUGGAACAGCUCCUGCCUAGCUUUCCAGCAUACGUCGAUGCGUCAGAUUCGCAAAUGGAUUGGAUCGGAACGGCAGGGGUCCAUCGUGGAUCUCCUGUUCAGCUUUAUACAGUCGGACACGGAUUCGAAGGCAAGAAGAUGGCACUUGGAUCAGAUCGACGCAGACACCGAUGCGCCUGCUGCCGUCGAAGUCACGGUCGAUGCUGCUAUCGACGAGCUGCGUAUCUCGGCAAUGGUCAAGCAUGUCCUGCCCCAGGGCGGACUCGAAGCGAUGGUCGAGACGCUCUGCUUGCUUCUCAACAAGAUUGCUUCAGGUGCAGGUGCCAGAAUGAGUCUCGAGGCAGCAGGGGUGCCGAAGCUGUCCUCUGCAUCCAUCGGGAUGCCAUACCGGAACGGCGCAUCGAAGCUCGCAAUGCGUCCGAUGACCGAGGUCGAGGAGAAGAUUCGGAACCUAGCUGUGGACAUGUGCGGCGCGCCGUCAGCAGAUUUGCUCCAGCUAGACACGCCCUUUUUGCGCAUUGGCCUCGAUUCGAUCGUGGCUUUGCGCUUCUCGGCACGUUUGAGGAGCGAAUGCAAGCUGCAGCUGAGUGCUCACGAUGUCCUGACGUCAGGUUCUGUCGCAGGUCUAUCGCAGCUACUCGAUCAAAGAAGAAGCAGGACCAACGCAAGCGACACGGCCUUGCCCUCUCCAACAGACGCUACUUCACGCUACGAAGCUACGCCGUUGCAAGCCGGUAUGCUGAACGGCACGAUCGCCUCGCCAAACCACGACCUGUACGUUCAUCACCACGCUGUUCUGCUGAACGAGGCGAUGGACUACGAUCGACUGCAGCGGGCUCUGCAGCGCCUGGUAGCAGCUCACGAUAUUUUGCGGACAGCCUUCCACCUCGAAGAACUGGCCGCUGGUCAGAAGCUCGCCGAACCGGGGCUGUUGUCGUGGAUUGCCGAGGUGACGCCCUUUGACAAGCUGUCUCCACGUCCUCAGCUGUCCCAUCGCCACAGCAACAACGCCCCAUCGAAAGUACUGCGGGAGUACGGUGCAGACUUCCGCUUCGAUCGUGCGGAACGGUUCAAUGUCAGCCCAUGGCAAGCUGCUGUGCUCCAUUGUGCAUCACAGGAAGAUGUUCUUGUCAUCUCGAUGCACCACAGCCUGUACGAUGGCGUCUCCCUACCGUCGCUGUUUGCAGACAUGAAAAAGGUGUACCGCGACGAGACAGCCGAACUGAUGGUGCGCCAACCCUUCUCUUUGGCGGCAGACCUGAUUCGUUCCACCGCACAAGAGUCGAAGCAGUACUGGCAGCAGACGCUCACCAGCUUCGAUCGACCGAGUUUGCUCGUUCAGGGGUCCGCACAGGUAGAAGCACUGGCUACAGCUCCGUAUCGGCUGGACGAAGUACGACUUCCCAUCACGGCGACCGAGUUGAAGCAAAGGAGCGCCGAGCUGGGAACGGCACCGCAGGCAGUGGCGUUGCUUGGAUGGGCCAAAGUCCUGGCCGUCUGUUCGGGCCAGCGCGAUGUUUGCUUCGGUCAGGUCGUGUCAGGUCGCUAUCUCACUCUGCCGGGGAUCGAAGACAUCAGUGGACCGCUCAUCAACACAGUGCCGAUCCGGGUGCGUUUGGAGGACGAUCUCUCCUCGAACGCUGCAGCGGCUCGAGAUCUGCACAAACGCGUUCUUGCUGCGCAACCUUUCCAGCAUGCGUCGUUGGGAAGCAUCCAGAAUGCUUGGAAGCGAGAGCAUGCCGCCUACAGGACACUGUUUGAUAGUCUGUUCGUUUUUCACAACGUCUCGGGCAAGUCGCAGGCCGCGCUCGACGGCACUGCGGAGCUGUGGACUGGAAUCCAGGCGUCCGAAGGCUCGCCUGCGAUGACAGAGGGUGAAGUCAAGACAGCCUCAACAUCAACUUCCGAAUAUCCCGUCAACAUUUCCGUCAUCCAGGACGACCGAGGGAUCGUCAUCAAAGCGGGAGCCAGCGAUGCUGUUGGCGGUGCUGGCUGGCUUGCCACGACGCUGCAAAUGUUUGCCGAGGUGCUUUCGGACCUUUUGCACCGGCCUCAUCGACCUGUAGGGGCUUUCCCAGAAGCUUUGGCAGCACUUCCUCUGGCGACACCUGCGGAUGGACGGGCGCAAGAGGCCGACAAUCGUAUGGAAGUCGGCGAUGGGCGUCGCAGAUUGACCAGCGAAGAGCAGAAGAUCGUGCUGCGUCAUUUUGCAAGGCGCCUGAACGCGGAAGAGGGUGCGAUUGUGGCCUGCCCGAACCUUUUCUUGCUUGGCAUCGACUCGCUGCUAGCCAUUUGCAUUUCUGCAGAUGCUCGCAGCGAGGGCGUGUCUCUGACGCCAUACGAGGUUCUCUCAGCCGGAACGUUUGCCAGACUGACCGUACUUUCAAACACGGCGGAAGAGAGCAGCGCAAGCGAAUCAACACGGCCCGCAAAACAAGAGUCAGUAGAACUGGUGAGCAGCGAGGUCAAGCAGGAAGCAGCUGUGCUCCUCAAUGUAGCAGCAAGCGAAAUCGAGGCGGUACUACCUGUCUUGACCGGGCAAAAGCAGCACAUCAAUCUCUGGCUGCAACGGGGUCGAAGAUUCCUGGAGCCUACAUUUGUGUACGCCACGGAGCACAAGCUCGACGCGCCCAGGCUCGCGUCUGCCUGGCGCGAGCUGUGUCGACGCAACGCAGCUCUUCGCACCGCCUUUGUGCGCUCCAAGGCGAAUAGGACGGUCGUGCAGGUGGUGUUCAAGGAAGCCUGUACGGUGUUGCGUCACCACGAGCGCUCCAAGCUGGCACUGGUUGACGGCGGUGACGAUGUGGAUUCAGCGGCGUUUGAAGCCGUUAAGAGGCUCAAUGCGUCUCCCAGCGAUCUUUCACGGCCAUCGGUGCGGCUGACGUUAGUACAGGGAAAGCAGAAGGACCUUGUCUUGCUCACCGUCCAUCAUACAAGCUACGAUGCUUGGAGCAUACGCUUGAUGGCGUACGAGCUGACACAGCUCUACCGCAACAUCGAGAAAGACGGCAUGAGGUUCAUACCGGAUCCUGUCAGCUGGAUCCGCUUCGUCGAGCAGGCGUCGGGGGAUGCACUUCGAUCCCAGGUCGCAAACAAGGCGCUUUGGGACAGGAUCUUGUGCGGCGCUUCACCAACGCUGGUCUGCAGAGGAGUACAGCAGUCGAUCGAACAGACCAUGCAUGUUCGGAAAGCUGCCUUGAAAGAAGCAGACGUCUUGGAUGCUAGGUGUCGAACGCAAGGUGUCGGGCUGCAAGAGGUGGUCAUCUUGGCGUACGCACGUCUCCUUUCGUCCCUCGCCGGGAAUCGCCCGCUGGACUCACCAACGUUUGGCUUCUACACAGCAGGAAGGUCGAGUGCGUUCGACGGCCUUGGGGCGCUGGUGGGGCCAACGACGGCCAUGCAGCCAAUGACGGUGGCUGUGGGAGCUCAAGGUAGCGGGGACCUGCUCGGACAACUCAGGAGGAUCCAGAGACAGCUCGUGCAGCGAUCAAACCAUCAACAGGAUGACGUGGUCUGCCCGGUGGCCUUCGAUGCACACCUCAACCUGCUGUGGCACAAGCCAAACAUCGGGACCAAAGAUGAUGGCGAAGUCGGAGAGAAGAAGGCGCUGCUUAAACCACACCGGCUGCCCCACGACAGUGGCUACUUUACGCGCCAUCCUCUGAUGCACGGCAAGACCAGUGUGGACUACGACCCCUCGGACGCUGCAGUCCCGUCGGAGGGCACAGCGCAGCUUUACAUGGACGUUGGCCUGGAUGCAAAGACCGGCGCGCUCUCAUUGGGAGCGCGCUGUGAUCGAUCCGCCAUGGAGACACAACGCCUCGAGGAGAUUUGCGAUGCAUUCGUCGUCGAGCUGGAGCAGUUGUGUGCCAGCUUCUGA